UGUAUUUUUCUCAUAUCUUUCAACUACCUUCCCAACCAAAGAAUGAAAAGCUUCUUCACAUUUUCCUUCAACCAAACAAAGCCUAAAGGGGCAUUUACGUAAAUGCAUCUCAAAGCUGCCCUAGAUAUCCACCCCUUCUCGCUGGCUAUGAAUACAUAUGUUCUUCAGUGGAGUAUCCUACUGCCCUCUAUACUUUUUCUCUUCGUCCCGCGGCAGAUUUAUUGCUAAGCGCUCUUUGCUUUCAAAGGUAUCAUCAUGGGUAAGGAAAAGACACACAUCAACAUUGUUGUCAUUGGCCAUGUCGACUCUGGGAAGUCUACAACCACGGGUCACUUGAUUUACAAGCUUGGAGGAAUUGACAAGCGUGUGAUUGAGAGGUUUGAGAAGGAAGCUGCUGAGAUGAACAAGAGGUCAUUCAAGUAUGCCUGGGUUCUUGACAAGCUCAAGGCUGAGCGUGAGCGUGGAAUCACUAUUGAUAUUGCUUUGUGGAAGUUUGAGACCACAAAGUACUACUGCACAGUCAUUGAUGCCCCUGGACACCGUGACUUCAUCAAGAACAUGAUUACUGGAACAUCGCAGGCUGAUUGUGCUGUUUUGAUCAUUGAUUCUACCACUGGUGGUUUUGAAGCUGGUAUUUCCAAGGAUGGUCAGACCCGUGAGCAUGCUUUGCUUGCUUUCACUCUUGGUGUUAAGCAGAUGAUUUGCUGCUGCAACAAGAUGGAUGCUACAACUCCCAAGUACUCUAAGGCUAGGUAUGACGAAAUUGUUAAGGAAGUCUCAUCCUACCUGAAGAAGGUUGGAUACAACCCGGAGAAAAUUCCUUUUGUUCCCAUCUCUGGUUUUGAGGGUGACAACAUGAUUGAGAGGUCAACCAACCUUGACUGGUACAAGGGACCCACCCUCCUUGAGGCUCUUGACAAUCUCACAGAGCCCAAGAGGCCUUCCGACAAGCCCCUCCGCCUCCCUCUUCAAGAUGUCUACAAGAUUGGUGGCAUUGGCACUGUCCCUGUUGGCCGGGUUGAGACUGGUAUCAUCAAGCCUGGUAUGGUCGUCACUUUUGGGCCCACUGGUCUGACUACUGAAGUGAAGUCUGUUGAGAUGCACCAUGAGGCUCUCACUGAGGCACACCCCGGCGACAAUGUGGGAUUCAAUGUCAAGAAUGUUGCGGUGAAGGAUCUCAAGCGUGGGUUUGUUGCUUCUGAUUCUAAGAAUGAUCCCGCCAAGGAAGCAGCCAAUUUCACUGCUCAAGUCAUCAUCAUGAACCACCCUGGCCAGAUUGGUAACGGAUAUGCCCCCGUGCUCGACUGCCACACCUCUCACAUUGCUGUCAAGUUUUCUGAGCUCUUGACUAAGAUUGAUAGACGGUCGGGCAAGGAGCUUGAGAAGGAGCCAAAGUUUCUGAAGAACGGGGAUGCAGGAAUGGUGAAGAUGAUCCCAACUAAGCCCAUGGUUGUGGAGACCUUCUCCGAGUACCCACCGCUCGGCCGUUUUGCAGUGAGGGACAUGCGUCAGACUGUUGCUGUGGGUGUGAUCAAGAGUGUGGAGAAGAAAGAUCCGUCGGGUGGUGGCAAAAUUACCAAGGCUGCCCUUAAGAAGAAGUGAACCGCACAAGGGGUCUGGUGUUUUAAUAAUAAAGAAGAAUCGUCUUGCUUUGGUGGUGGUGAUGCCGGGGCAGUCGGAUCUUCGCUUUGUUUUAUGUGUCGUAGUGUUUUGCCUAGCAUGUUUGGUUCCCAUUCUCAGAAUUGGGUACUCGACAGACGGUGGCGAGUCUUUUAAAGUGUCACAUGGUCGGACAAUGUUUUGUGAUGUAUGCCUUUUGAGUUCUGUUAUUCCGGUAACGGUAAUGUUUGGGUUUUGUUUGUGAAAUUCUCUUUUUAGUACAUGGUAUCUGCUUUAGAUGCAUGUGUUGUGCAGGUCUCUAUAAAUCAUGUAGGAUAAAUUGAUAUUGGUUUG
This is a messenger RNA of Cuscuta campestris, 1953 nucleotides long. Lineage: Eukaryota; Viridiplantae; Streptophyta; Magnoliopsida; Solanales; Convolvulaceae. The record is from the annotation of a GenBank genome assembly.